Carassius gibelio (silver crucian carp) is the source of this 1971-nucleotide messenger RNA. Its product is annotated as dnaJ homolog subfamily C member 27. The transcript is spliced from 8 exons. Gene Ontology annotation, molecular function: GTP binding; GTPase activity. The coding region runs from base 510 to 1331 and encodes 273 amino acids. Lineage: Eukaryota; Metazoa; Chordata; Actinopteri; Cypriniformes; Cyprinidae. The record is from RefSeq and is a predicted model, not a curated record.
AUGAGGGUUGCGGUCGCCAUAGAAACCCCAAUCUGUUUGCUAUAAAUUUCCCCAGUUUCUUUUUAUUACAAAGAAUAUUCUUAUUUCUUCUAAUUGACUUUAACGUCUUUAUGAAAUAUAUAAUGUAAAACGCUGUUUCAAGACCACUAGUUUACAUAUAUAUAGAUAUAUAUGUUUUUUUACAAGUCUCUGUUGAAUCUGUCGUUUUUAACCGUGUAGCUAAGCAAAUAGUCGUUGCUAGCGCAUCUAGCCCGUUAGCAUGUCGAGAUUAAAUAAUUUUACCUCCUAAAAUAAAUGCGUUUUUUUGUCCGGGGAAAACAUGCAUGAAAUGUACAUUGGGUUUAUGGGAAAAAAAAAUGUUAUGCGUGAUAUUUCGUGAUACACUGGCUCUCUGUUAGCCACACAGUCAGCUGCUCACCGUGUCCACGGACCGCCUCGGACAUAAACAUACGUGAAUUCUAGUGAUAUUUCUUCUUCUCCUUUGAACGAGGUUUGCAAAUAAGUGCAAUAUGGACACGAAUGUUCAGAAGAGGCGAGAAAACAAGAAGUCUUUACGGGUUAAGGUCAUUAGUUUGGGAAAUGCAGAAGUGGGGAAGAGCUGUAUUAUUAAACGGUACUGUGAGAAGCGGUUUGUGCCCAAGUAUCUAGCCACUAUUGGGAUAGAUUAUGGUGUAACCAAGGUUCAGGUUCGAGACAGGGAGAUAAAAGUAAACAUUUUUGAUAUGGCUGGACAUCCUUUCUUUUAUGAGGUCCGCAAUGAGUUUUAUAAGGACUCUCAGGGGGUGAUUCUGGUCUAUGAUGUUGGACUGAGGGAGAGUUUUGACGCUCUGGACAGCUGGCUCACAGAGAUGAAGCAGGAAAUGGGCUCACAGGCCAACAUGGAGAACAUCAUCUUCGUCGUGUGUGCCAACAAGGUCGACCUGACGAAAAGACGAGUUGUGGAUGAGAGUGAGGGCAAACUUUGGGCCGAAAGCAGAGGAUUUCACUACUUUGAAACUUCUGCUCAGAGUGGUGAAGGCAUCAAUGAAAUGUUUCAGUCCUUUUUCUCAUCCAUAACUGACAUGUGUGAAAAUGGAGGGAAGAGACCCACUCCAGAGGUCAAUGUAGGUUUUACUAAAGAGCAGGCCGACACAAUCAGACGCAUCCGUAGCAGCAAAGACAGCUGGGAUAUGCUGGGGGUUAAACCUGGGGCCACAAGGGAGGAAGUUAACAAGGCAUACAGGAAGUUGGCUGUACUGUUGCACCCGGACAAGUGUGUGGCCCCAGGCAGUGAGGAUGCCUUUAAAGCAGUGGUUAAUGCUCGCACAUCGCUACUCAAGAAUAUCAAUUGAUCAGCUUCACAUUGCCAUUAGUUGGAGUUGGAGAGUUGCCUCGCAUUUGCAGAGUUCCCUUCUCAGUGAGGAUUACGCUUUAGACACACGGAGAAGCCUCUGGACUCCAACAAAGACUUAGUAACAGCUGAGUUUGACAUACAGCUACGACACUGUUUAUACUAUGACACACAUCUGUCCUGUUUAUAAUGUAAAAUACAUGCUGAUGUUAAAAGUUGUAGUAGGGAAACAACAAUAAUGCUGUAAGAUUUCAGCCCAAAUCAUGUGCAUGUCACAUUAUCUUGGAGCGUGAGGAUGAAUUUGGUGGAUCCUUCUUUUCUCAGUAUGUCCUGUGACUGGUGUGCUUCUUUACUCCCAUAGAUGUACAGGUGAAAGACCACUUAUUUACCAACUGAUUUGUUAGCCGGACUUAGCAUUCUAAUGCUAUUGUUUAAUCCCGAUGCACCUCACAGGGACGCUAUGACCUACAUGAUUCCCAGUUCUUCACCUCAGUUCACUCCAAAGAGCAGAAAAAGCAUGAGCAGAAAAUAUAACGUGUCCAAUACAUUUACAGCAGUGCAAUAUAAUUUAUUUAAAAUGUAUUUAUUUAUUUACAAAAAUGUACUGUACAUUUUUGUUACAAAUAAAUGAGCAAAAUGUA